UGAAAUCUAUGAAUGCUAUUAUAUUAAGGGUAAUUAUAAUUUUUAAUUUAUUAGCUAUUUGCUUAAAUAUGUUGAAGAGGUUUUAAGAAGCAAUACAUUAUUGUGAUUAUUCAAUUUAAAGAAAUUCUAAUCUUUGGAUAUCCUACUAUCUAAAAGGCACUUAACUUAUACUAAUAUGAUAGCAAUUACUCUAUAUAAUUUGAAAAAUUAUGAAGAAGCUUUGAAUUGUAUUAAUUGUUCUAUUCAAAACAAUCCAGAAGAAUUUAAAAUCUUUUUAAUCAAAUGUUAUAACAUAAUUUGAUUUUAUAGCAAAAAUACUAAGAGCAACCCACAAGUAUAAAGAUGCUCUAAUGAGUUUAGAGGAUGCUAUUAAAAUAAAUCCAUUAUCAGAUGAUGCCUAUAAUCAAAAAUGUAAAUUCUUUAUUAAAUUUAGGCUUUGUUUUAGUUCUGAUGGGGCGUUUAGAAGAAGCGCUGGAAAAUAUUGAAACUGCUAUUAAAAACUCACCUGAAAGCUCUGUUUUAUUUAAUAAUAAAGGUAUAAUUGUAAUUUGUUGAAAAGGUUGUAUUUUACACUUCUUAGGGCGCUCCGUCGAAGCAUCCUUAAAUUUAGACCAUGCCAUAAAAUUAAGCCCUUAAAUUUCUAUUUUUUAAAAACAUAAAUGUAUAUUCAUUUAUUAUUUUGUAGAAUAUUUAGAAUCAUAAUAAUGCACAUCUAAUAAUUAUUAGCAAAUAUUAGAGCAUUUAUAAUUACUAAUUGAUAUAAAUGAACCAAUUUAAAAUAUCUAUCCUAUCGACAAUUACUAUCUUGAAAUGCAAGAUCAAUUUAAUUUUGCUUUAGAUUUCUAAAUUUUUAAUUUAGAUUGCAAAUGA
Messenger RNA from Paramecium sonneborni, 870 nucleotides. The record is from the annotation of a GenBank genome assembly. NCBI's taxonomy places the organism in Eukaryota, Ciliophora, Oligohymenophorea, Peniculida, Parameciidae.